GCUCUAAGCCAACCAGCGUGAGGAACUCCAGAAAUUCCAGCGGAGUCAUUCUCUUUGAACUGAGCCAGCCAGGAUGGCAGGAGGAGACGGGAGUCAAGAUUCCUGGGUUCUUGGACUGGAAAUACGGUUGGCUGAGCUGUCAACUAUGAAUUAGAGAUCCCUGAGCCAGAAGACUUGUUGGAGGAGAAAAUCAGGUGACCUUGUCGGGAUUUCAAGGCAAGAGAGGUGGUUUGUCAUUUCUUGGCCUCUUCAUCACAACCCUGGACUUCCUUGGGGGCCUCCCAUCCUAAUAUUGACCCCAUCUGACCCUGCUUAGCUUCUGCGAUCUGACAAGACCAGGCCUGCCGGGGAAUCCAGGUCAGGACAACAUGGACGUUAGCCAAUAUCUAUUACGGAUCGGGUACAAGGGUCCCGCCCAGCCUUCUCUGGAGACCUUGCGCCAUCUCCACCGUUGCCAUCUCCUCUCCGUGCCCUUUGGGAGCCUGAGCAUCCACUGUGGGGAGCCAAUCUCCUUGACGUUGCCCCUUCUCUACGACAAGAUUGUCCGGUGCCACCGGGACGGUUUCUGUUACGAGCUGAACGGGCUUUUCUUGUGGCUGCUGCAGACGCUGGGAUUUGACACCAAAGCAGUGUCCGGUCGCGUUCGGAACCGUUUCACGGGACACUACGGCCCCCCUCUGGACCAUAUGGUGAUUUUGGUCCAGUUGGAUGGACGCUCGUUCCUCUGUGAUGUCGGUUUUGGGGAAGCCUUUCUAGAGCCACUGGAGUUGAAGCCGGACUCGGAACAAGUCCAAGAUGGGGGCAUCUUCUGGCUCGGCAACAAGGGGGGAGUUUGGGUCUUGGAGCGCCGGGAAGUUCCUGGCAAGGACGGGAGACCUUUGUAUCAAUUCACCCUUGAGGAGAAGAAGUUGGAGGAUUUUGCUGACAUGUGCCUUUAUCACCAGACUUCGCCCAGUUCUAUCUUCCCCUGCAAAUCCUUCUGUUCCUUGCAUCAGGAAGACGGUGGGCGCCUUACCUAUAUGGGAUGGCGUCUCAUCUCCACAAUGGGGGAGAAACGUACGGAGACCCCACUGCAAAGCUCUGAGAUCCCAGCCGUCCUACGUGAGAAAUUUGGGAUUCAGUUGGAGAGGGACUUCGAGCCAAAGGACGAAAAGAUCAUGCCACCUCCUGAAGAAGGCUGAGAAGGUAGAAGGGAAACGGGUCUCCGAUUUGGACAGCAGGCUAGAAACUGGAUUAUACAUCAUCUCUUUGCACACAGGUUUCAGUCUCUGUCAGAACUGAUGUCAUAUCACAGGAUGUUCCAGAACAUUCUAACUUCAGAAACGGGAGGGGCAGUCAAUUCUGAUGUUCCAGGCAUAGAAAAAAAAUGAUUCCCACAUGGUGCUUUGUCUUCCUACAGCAAGGUCGAGCUGCCCCCAGGUUGUUUUAAUCAAGAAGCAACUAGGGAAAGAUUUGAGGAUGGAGUGUGUGGAAGGCAGGGUUUGGGGAGGGGAGUGGAGUAUAACAGCAUACACUCCACCCUCCCAAGUACGGUUGCCAUGUGACUGCUGCGGAUGGGAGAUCUCCUACCGCCCAUUGGCUCUUGCCUUCUGUCACUCCAAGUGGCCAGCAGAAGAAAGAAAAAAAAAUCACCACUGGCAAUGGAGUGGCAUCAUGUCCAAGAAACCCUGAACAUGAUGCCAGUCCCAUCCAGGAAUUGCUGUAAAUUCUAUAGUUUUGCCAUAGAGAUUCUGGAAAUUCCUAGAGAGGUGGCACCACGCUGUCGCUGCAGGCCACCUCCCAUUUCUCCACCUGGUUGCCCUACUACGCCUGGCCCCCUGACUUCCAAAGCAGCCAGUUUCUCUAGAAGAACUAAUUUUUGUAGUCUGGAGAUCCACUGUAAUUCUGGGAAGUCUCCAGGCCCCAUCAGGAAGCUGGCCAUCCUGUCUGUGACAAUCGAGGAAUUUCCCCCAAUCUCUAUGGUAUUUACUAUAGAGAUUGGGGAAAUUCCUACAGUGUUGUGACAUUACUUCCAAGUAGGCUUCCCAACCCCCAGGUCCCAGCGGGGGAUCCCCCGUUUUGACAGGCUUCUCCCCGCCCCCAGCCAGCUGGCCGGCGGGGGAAGCCCCACCCCCACAGUCCUCCUGUAGUUUUAGAGCUCCGGCAGGUUUAGAAACCUGCAAACAGUUUUUAAAAUGUGUACCUUUAAGGCUGAGCAGGCAGCAGGAAACAGGAAACAGGAAGGGCUUCAUGGGAAAAGAUCAGUAAGUUUCCUCAGAGAACGGCCCCUCUCUUUCUUUUGCUUUCGUUUUCAGAGCAAGCAGGAAUAUUCUGCAGGAACAAGAUCUAGUAAGUAUUUGUGUGUGAGAGAGAGGGAGGGGGCAGGGGAUUCCAAGGUUUGGAGGCCCUCCCCCCGCUUUAGAUAGUGUGGGGGGGAGGGAAAUGUCUACUGGGCACUCUAUUAUUCCCUAUGAAGAACGAUUCCCAUAGGGAAUAAUGGGGAAUUGAUCCGUGGGUAUUGGGGGCUCUGGGGGGGCUGUUUUUUGAGGUAGAGGAACCAAUUUUUUAGUAUAGCAUCUAGUUCCUCUCCCCAAAAUACUCCCCAAGUUUCAAAACGAUUGGACCAGGGGGUCUAAUUCUAUGAGCCCCAAAAUAUGGUGCCCCUAUCCCUCAUUAUUUCCUAUGGAAGAAAGGCAUUUGAAAAGGUGUGCUGUCCCUUUAAAUGUGAUGGCCAGAACUCCCUUGGAGUUCAAUUAUACUUGUCACACCCUUGUCCCAAGCUCCACCCCCAAUGUCUCCUGGCUCCACCCCCAAAGUCUCCUGGCUCCGCCCCCAAAGUCCUCAGAUAUUUCUUGAAUUGGACUUGGCAACCCUACUUCCAGGUGUUCAUCUGCAAGCGAUGUCACAGUGACCCAGGUGCUCCCGCCAAGCCCCACCCCUCAAAAGCUCCCAGGAUUGGCAGCUGCGAGCCUGGCAUGGCAUGAGGAGGCCGGGGUUUCAGUUCUGAAUAUUCCCUUGUCUUCGAGGCAUCCGAUGUGACAUUUUGGAAAGAUACCAUUGCAGCAGUCUGUUUGAAAAAAAAAUGCUGGUCCUUUUCAAAAGCAAUUUGAUCAUUUUUCUAGUGCGGUUCACAGUUUUUUCGAGUUGCACUUAAAGGCCUCGAUAUAAUCUUAAGGACCACAACAGAAUAUGUGAACUUGAAUGCAUGUUGUUAAUGAGCGUAUGGAAAAUUUAUUGUGAAAAAUUCAUUGAAUGAUUAUACGGGUGACUGCAAAUAAUAUCUGUUUCUAUUAUUAGA
Molecule: messenger RNA, 3277 nt
Organism: Heteronotia binoei (common prickly gecko)
Lineage: Eukaryota; Metazoa; Chordata; Lepidosauria; Squamata; Gekkonidae
Product: arylamine N-acetyltransferase, pineal gland isozyme NAT-10-like
Exons: 2
Coding region: 369-1181 (270 amino acids)
Molecular function (GO): acetyltransferase activity
Source: RefSeq, a predicted model, not a curated record